Molecule: messenger RNA, 312 nt
Organism: Vicugna pacos (alpaca)
Lineage: Eukaryota; Metazoa; Chordata; Mammalia; Artiodactyla; Camelidae
Source: RefSeq, a predicted model, not a curated record
GCGGCUGGGAGAGAUAUGGAGAACAGUCAACCAGAGAUGAGAACCCAGGAAAUGGCACAGGCAGCCCUGUUCACAGAGACGCCCCACGACAUGACGGCGCGGACGGGCGAGGACGUGGAGAUGGCCUGCUCCUUCCGUGGCAGCGGCUCCCCCUCCUACUCGCUGGAGAUCCAGUGGUGGUACGUGCGGAGCCACAGGGACUGGACGGACAAGCAGGCAUGGGCCUCAAACCAGCUAAAAGCAUCUCAGCAGGAAGACGCAGGGAAGGACGCCACCAAAAUAAGUGUGAGUUCUGAUAAUGGCUUCUCAUAA